Drosophila mojavensis is the source of this 5491-nucleotide messenger RNA. RefSeq names its product NAD(+) hydrolase sarm1 (gene Sarm). Gene Ontology annotation, biological process: negative regulation of MyD88-independent toll-like receptor signaling pathway; signal transduction; response to axon injury. Gene Ontology annotation, cellular component: dendrite. The transcript has 11 exons. Lineage: Eukaryota; Metazoa; Arthropoda; Insecta; Diptera; Drosophilidae. The record is from RefSeq and is a predicted model, not a curated record. Gene Ontology annotation, molecular function: signaling adaptor activity; NAD+ nucleosidase activity; protein binding. Bases 16 to 5283 code for a protein of 1755 amino acids.
UCGAUCGUAAACAAAAUGAACUCACCACAGCUUGUCAAUACAGCUGCGCAAGCUCACCACAGCAACAGCAGCAACGCCAGCAGUGGCAGCAGCAACAACAACAACAGCUCAGCACAAACGGCGUCCGCAAAUAAAUUUGCGCCUGCACGUAGGCUAGCAGCGCGUCAGACUCUGCGCCUGGCCAUACCCAAGCAACAGGGUGAUUCAGUUACACUGCCCCAUGCCCAGACGAGCAACAUUUAUCGGCACUCGCCAUCUCAGCUGCCGCCGGCGCCGCUGCUCAAGCGUCACACAUCUGUGACGGCAGCUGGCAAUUGCAGCAGUGGGAGCAAUAACAGUUUUAUUCCCAAAUCCGCAUCGCCGCUGGAGUCGCACAAGCUGCCAAAUGUCACGCCCACUUGCACAUCCAGCCCGCUGAUAUACAAUGGGACCGGUGGCAGUGGCAGUGCCUCCUCCAUCGCCAGCAACUCAAAUUUCCUGGGCGUACGUAAACCAAGUCUAACUCUCAACUCAUCGGACAUACGUAACAACAAUGAUUUGUUUGCUUUUGCCAAGGAUAUGUCGCCGGCAUUGGAGCUGAGUGAUCACUCGCACUCACAUUCUCACUCACCUAUGUUCUCGGAUAUAAGCACUGCCAUAUCGCCAGCAAAUAGCAAUGGCUCUCCUACACAUCAUCAGCUGGGCAGACUCUUCAGCCUGAGUCCUUCCAGUAUGAGAAGUUACGGAAAUAUGACAGACUUCUCGGAUAGCUCACAGAGCGGCAUGUUGAGUCCGGCGACGACGCUCAUUGAAAGUUUCAACAAGAAGAGCGGCUCAGCCUCGACGACGCCGCUGCCCAGCUCCUCCUCAGCCUCAGCCUCGGCCAGCAACAUGCUGUGCAGCCCGCCCACGCUGAAUGGAGUGGCAACGGUGAAUGGUGGGGGGCCGCUGAGUGCUGGCAGCACCACAGUUGCCAGCCUGGGCGGACGACAGAUCAACACGAGCUCCAGUUCUUGCAGUAGUCUUAAGGAAACCUCACAUCAAUCCACAUCCACGUCGCAGCAGGUUGUCAAUAGCAGCAGCAGCACAACGACGCGCGUGGAAAAGAAAUCCCAGCGCUUGCAUCACAUAACAUCAUCAUCAUCAUCGACAACCCAGGCGUCAUCAUCAUCAUCGUCGUCUUCCUCAUCAUCCACGUCUUCGGAAAUGAAGGCCGCCGCCGUGAAGCGGGAUCUCACUGAUAUCAAAGUCUCCAUGUCGGAAAUCGAGAAGUUGACAGCGGCGCCAAAGCCAGCGCCGACGCGAAAUCAUCCAUCGAUUGAUGACCUCAAGGGUCGCAAUAGCGAAUAUACCAUAGAGAAGCUGAAAAACAAAAUUCGCGCCUCGUUCGAGAAUCUGGUGGAUGGCAAUGAUGAUGGCAGCUGCCAUGGCAUUGUGACGACUCCCGACGGCGAUGACGACUGCACACAUCCCCACUUUGGCAGCGGGCUGGAGCUGACGCAUCCAACGGCUGCGCAGCUGAGCGCCAGCAGUGGCUUAAGUGGCUCGAAUAAAACCAUCGACACCAUCAAGUUCGAGGAGAAGCGCUCCAAAUCGAUGGCCACCACCAAAGUGGUGGCCGAUGGCUUCAGCUCCGAGCAGGCGACCAGCAAUUCGGCGGAAAUGAAGCGUCUGCAGACCGGCGACAUCGACUACAAAGAGGCUAAGGCUGCGUCGGCGGUGCGAAGCCGUUUGGAAAUGGAUGGCGUCAAAACAGAGGAGAAUGCAGCCGUAAUGCAGGAGGCACUCUCGCUGCGCACCGGCGACAUCACACAGCAGGCGAGCAACAAGGUGGCCGCCGCCAGUAUUAAAGUGCAGAGCGACAACUUCUCCGCCGACAAGCAGGCCAUCUCGCAGUCGCAGCAGUCGCAGACGAUGACGUCGAAUGGCAUCAUUAGCCAGGAGAAGCACGUGUCGUCGGCCUCGCAGGCCAACUACUCCAUGACGCACAAGGGCGUGUCCAGCACGGGCAGCAGCAUGAUCUCUUCCUCCUCGCAAAUGUCCGCCACCAAUGGCCAGCUGAUCAAGCUGAAGGAUCUCAAGCUGGACGACCUGAAGUCCUUGACAGCCGGCAGUGGCCAGCAGGAGAUCGAGCAGGCCAUCAACAAGUAUUCGAAUGUGCUGACCUCGUUCGUUAGCUCCCUGCAAGACGACGAUGACUCCAGUGGCUCCGGCGGCGCCGAGAAGUCCGUCUACCUGCAAAAGAUCAACGAGGUGAUCAAGCGCGCCUGGGAAGUGCCCACCCACGGCCACGAGUUGGGCUACUCCCUGUGCAAUUCGCUGCGUCUCAGCGGCGGCCUCGAUCUGCUCAUGAAGAACUGUGUGCAGCACAACGAGCUGCAGUUCUUCUCCGCCCAGCUGCUCGAGCAGUGCCUGACCACAGAGAAUCGCUCCCAUGUCGUCGACAAUGGCCUGGACAAGGUGGUCAAUGUGGCCUGCGUCUGCACCAAGGAGACCAAGAACAUGGAGCACUCACGCGUCGGCACCGGCAUCCUGGAGCAUCUAUUCAAGCAUUCCGAGGGCACCUGCUCCGAUGUCAUCCGCUUGGGCGGACUGGACGCGCUGCUCUUCAAGUGUCGCACCAACGAUGUGGAAACUCUGCGGCAUUGCGCGAGUGCCCUGGUCAAUCUGUCGCUCUACGGCGGUGCCGAGAACCAGGAGGCGAUGAUCACGCGCAAUGUGCCCAUGUGGCUGUUCCCCUUGGCCUUCCACUACGACGACAACAUCAAGUACUACGCCUGCCUGGCCAUCGCUGUGCUCGUGGCCAACAAGGAGAUCGAGGCGGAGGUGCUCAAGUCCGGCUGCCUGGAUCUGGUCGAGCCGUUUGUCACCACACACGAUCCAUAUCAGUUCGCCAAUUCGAAUCUGUCCCAUGCCCACGGCCAGAGCAAACAUUGGCUGGAGCGGCUGGUGCCGGUGCUCAGCUCGAAUCGCGAGGAGGCACGCAACCUGGCCGCCUUCCACUUCUGCAUGGAGGCGGGCAUCAAGCGCCAGCAGAACAACACCGACAUCUUUCACGAGAUUGGCGCCAUCGAGGCACUCAAGACUGUGGCCAGCUGCCCCAAUGCGAUCGCCUCGAAGUUUGCGGCGCAGGCGCUGCGUCUGAUUGGCGAGACGGUGCCGCACAAGCUCUCGCAGCAGGUGCCGCUGUGGUCCGUCAAGGACGUACAGGAGUGGGUGAAGCAGAUCGGCUUCAAUGCCUAUUUGAGCCAGUUCGAGAAGUCGCAGGUCGACGGCGAUCUGCUGCUGAAGCUCAAUCCCGACGAUCUGCGCAACGAUAUUGGCAUUUCCAAUGGCAUCCUGCUCAAGCGCUUCGAACGUGAGCUGCAAAAUCUCAAGCGCAUGGCCGACUAUUCAUCCAAGGACACGGCGAAAAUGCAUCAAUUUCUCGCCGAGAUCGGGCCCGACUACUGCACCUACACGUACGCCAUGCUGAACGCUGGCAUCGACAAGAACACCCUGCCCCACAUCAACGAGGAUAUGCUGAUGACCGAGUGCAACAUCAAGAAUAGCAUUCAUCGCCUGCAUAUUCUCAGCGCGGUCAAGAAUCUGGAGAACUCGCUGCCAAGCUCAUCCGAGGAGAAUAUGGCCAAAACGCUGGACGUUUUCGUCAGCUACAGGCGCUCCACCGGCUCUCAGCUGGCCAGUUUGCUAAAGGUUCAUCUUCAGCUGCGAGGAUUCUCCGUGUUCAUUGACGUCGAACGUCUGGAGGCAGGCAAAUUCGAUAACGGUCUACUCAACAGUAUUCGCCAGGCAAAGAACUUUGUCUUAGUAUUAACACCAGACGCACUGCAUCGCUGCAUCAACGAUGUCGACUGCAAGGACUGGGUGCAUCGCGAAAUUGUGGCUGCUUUGGAGUCGAACUGCAAUAUCAUACCCAUUAUGGAUCAGCAGUUCACGUUCCCGGACAACCUGCCCAGCGACAUGUGCAGCGUGGCCCACUUCAAUGGGGUCAGCUGGAUACACGACUACCAGGACGCAUGCAUCGAUAAGCUCGAAAGAUUUUUGCGCGGCGAAAAGAAUGUCGAUCGCAUUGCGGCGAUGGCGCCUGGUACGCCCGGCGUGGCGUCUUACCAAAGAAUGCACAGCAAUGAUUCCGACUAUCAGCAGAGUGGUGCAGGCGGAGGCGUUGGAGGUGGCAGUGGCAGUGGCAGCGGCAGCGGCGGUGGUGGCGGCGCAGGCAGUGUGGUGGAUGGCCUAAUGACGGCCAAUGGCAGCGGACAAGCUAAUCACCAGGCAAAUAGAUACCGGCAAUCCCCCUCACCGGCUCGCCAGCGCGGCAGCACCUCCCUCUUGAGCUAUGGGCGUGGCCAGGCGAAACGCUCCAACAUCCUGCCACCGUAUCGCACACAGCAGGCGGCGCUGCUGCACAAGUCUGGCGCCGGCUCCGCCUCGAUGCAGAACAUCAUGCCGCAGCCGUAUGCGCCGCCGCGGCGCAGCUCUGCGGCCGGCCUGGUGCACAAUGCGAGCGUGGCCAACGGCUAUCGGUCGCACAGCGUGGACGGGCUGCUGGAUCAGGCGGCGGCCGAGGCGGCCAGCAGCAGUCAGGAUAGCUUGAGCACGCCCGAGCAGCGCAUAGCGAAGGCCGCUGCCAUGGUGACCGCCGGCAGCACGGCGCUGACCAAUGCCAGCUCGACGUGCACGCUGCAGCCGGAGGACGAGUCGCAGCCCGAGGAGGAAGUGUGCCCGGUGACGCGACGGGAGAAGCAGAGCCUGGCCCCGCCCAAUGUGCAGCAGCAUCGCAAGUCGCGCAGCCUGGACCACAUCCUGUCCAAGCAAACGCUGGCCGAGCUCCUGCCGCCCAGCAGCGAGCUCACCGACGAGACCCAGAGCAUGCAGAAUCUGGCGCUGCCGCCGACGCCGCAGCCGCAGCGACGCGAUGCGAGCAGCUCCUCCAAGUCGCCGACGCCAGAGCGGCCCAUGCAGCGCACAGCCGCCUCCAAUCGCCAGAGCCCGGACGGAGUUAGCUCCACGGAGAGUGAGCGCGAGGAUGCGCAGUCGCUGAGAUCGCAGGCAUCGGGCCAGCACGGCAAUCAGCAGCGGGCGGCGGCGCAUGUGCAUCGCGGUGGCAGCCAGAAUAGCAAUAAGACGUCCAACUCAUCCCUCGGAUCGAACAAUAGCGCCAGCAAUAAGACGAUCUUUAAUCGUACGAUGAAAAAAGUGCGCUCGCUGAUCAAAAACAACGAACUGGAGGACACUGAACUCUCCGAUAUUAUCCUGUCCAAGGCAACAUCUCCAAAUGCUGGUCGCAUGAUAUUUUGGUAGCUCUACGAAUUAUUCGAAACAUGUUAAACUAAUUAAAAUACUCGACGAUUUUCUAUGAAUGUACUCGAAAAAAAAGAAAAGCGAAACAAAAAAAAAUUGAAGUAAAACUUAUUUUUAUGUAAAUAAAUCUAAAUAAAUUUAAUCAUUCCAGGCUGAUCUAUGACAAUCGGAGGUAUAAACAUAAAAAAACAUAUAUUCAAAGCUUUAA